Cannabis sativa is the source of this 1502-nucleotide messenger RNA. Its product is annotated as thylakoid lumenal 29 kDa protein, chloroplastic. The transcript is spliced from 11 exons. Gene Ontology annotation, molecular function: peroxidase activity; heme binding. Bases 219 to 1265 code for a protein of 348 amino acids. Gene Ontology annotation, cellular component: chloroplast thylakoid membrane. NCBI's taxonomy places the organism in Eukaryota, Viridiplantae, Streptophyta, Magnoliopsida, Rosales, Cannabaceae. The record is from RefSeq and is a predicted model, not a curated record. Gene Ontology annotation, biological process: response to reactive oxygen species; hydrogen peroxide catabolic process; cellular response to oxidative stress.
UGAAAGAGAAGAUUGAUGUGGGUUAUAUGAUAUCCGGAAGGAAUCCUAGUGAGACAUAAAAGAUAGGAAAAGGAUAACAUAUAUCAUUAAACUAUCUUUCACAGCUCCACACAAACCCAUCUCUAUUCAACAGCAUAUUAUUCAUAUUGUAUGUUGUUGUUGUUCAAAUUCAUUACCAUUAUCCUCUUCACAAUCUCCUCUCCAUCAAUACCCUUAUUAUGAUCAUGGGGGUCUCCUUCCUCUCCACUCUUCCUUCUCUAGUCUCUUCUCUCAAUGUCAAUGCCAACACUCCCACUUCCCCACAUUCUACUCAACCACUCUCAAUUCGUUGUAACAAAAUAGAAGCUGCAGUAACUGAUGAGGAUGGGUUCCGACGUAGGGACAUUCUUAAAUGCAUUGGUGCUUCCGUUGGCAUGGAAUUAAUAGCGAAUUCGGGAGCAUUUGUGGGAACUGCCACUGCUGCUGAUUUGAUACAACGAAGACAGCGUUCUGAAUUUCUUUCAAGUAUCAAGAGCACUCUUUAUACUGCAUUAAAGGCAAAUCCAGAUCUUAUCCCGUCCAUACUAACUUUGGCACUUAACGAUGCAAUAACAUAUGACAAGGCUACCAAAACAGGAGGCCCAAAUGGUUCAAUAAGGUUCAGCUCAGAGAUAAGCAGACCUGAAAACAAAGGGUUUGCUGGUGCUUUGAAUUUGUUGGAGGAAGUUAAGAAGGAGAUAGAUUCUUACUCCAAGGGUGGGCCUAUUGCCUAUGCUGAUCUCAUCCAAUUUGCAGCACAAAGUGCAACCAAAUCUACCUUCUUAGCUUCUGCUAUUCGAAAAUGUGGUGGGAAUGAAGAGAAAGGAAGCUUAUUAUACUCUGCAUAUGGUUCAAAUGGGCAGUGGGGUUUGUUUGAUAGAACCUUUGGGAGAACAGAUGCCCAGGAGCCAGAUCCAGAAGGAAGGGUUCCCCUGUGGGAGAAAGCCACCGUCCAAGAAAUGAAGGACAAGUUCGUUUCCAUUGGCUUAGGUCCCCGACAGCUAGCUGUAAUGUCUGCAUUCUUGGGUCCUGAUCAAACGGCAACCGAAGCUUUGUUAGCCACAGAUCCUCAGGUUUUGCCUUGGGUUGAAAAAUAUCAACGCAGCCGAGAAACUGUAUCUCAGACAGAUUAUGAGGUUGAUCUCAUAACAACUCUCACAAAAUUGAGUGGAUUUGGCCAACAAAUCAAUUAUGAAGCAUAUACAUAUGCUAUCCCAAAAGUUGACAUCACGAAACUCAAAUUGUAGAGGGUAUAGUGAAGCAUCACUAAAUUAGAGUACCAACCAACAAGACCCAAAUGUCCAUUGCAAUUCUGUCUGAAAUGGAGUGUGUACAAUGUAUGGACGCUCCCAUAAAAUUGAAAACUCAACAUUAUUUAAUAUUCCAAUUCUAAACUAUAAAUUACCCACCGUAACUCUUUAAAAAAAACAAGCAAUUUUCUUGUUUUUACUGAAUUGUGAUUUCAUAGUAGUUUCAAAACCAAA